AUGGCUUAUAAACUGGCGCCGCUCCUAAAAGAACCAGUCCUGUUUCAAAUUUCUGCAAUGUUGAGUAGUUUUUAUUUUGUAGCGCUCAUUUUCUCAAUGAUGCCAGAUGCAGGCGUGCGGGCGAAAUGUUUUGAAGUGUUUGAAAUGGAAAGUAGGUCAUAUUGCACGUGUGCGGAACCUUUCAAGAGCACGAUGAUUUCUGCGGUGGCAUCGUACAGGCAAGCACUGCUGUUAUGCUCGAUGAGAUGUUCACAAUUAGGCAACUGCAUGGCUUUCAACUUUUGGGACAGCAGUAACUUUUGUCAACUAUUCAACCAAACUACGAAAUCUUUAUCCAUGAUAUCAAAUUGUAAGCAUUAUUUGAACGCAGAAGUCCACGAAUCCCGGUUGUCAUAUAACAAGACACUGAACAUAACAGUGGACAACGAGUUGAUUGAGUUUUACGUGAAUGGAGUUUCAGUGCCCACCAGAUUGUACUUUCCAAACGCGGAUGAUUGGUCGAAAGCUGACACGUACAACAUUCAGGGAUAUAUCCACGUUCUGGCCAUCAAAUCGUUGAACUCCGGAGGAACAGAAAAUAUUACAGGAACAGAAAGUGAUGCAGGCUAA
Helobdella robusta is the source of this 609-nucleotide messenger RNA. RefSeq lists its product as hypothetical. The record is from RefSeq and is a predicted model, not a curated record. The transcript is spliced from 3 exons. The coding region runs from base 1 to 609 and encodes 202 amino acids. Lineage: Eukaryota; Metazoa; Annelida; Clitellata; Rhynchobdellida; Glossiphoniidae.